AUGAAGAAGGACAACUGGGAGGAGGGUCACACUCGGGCUGCCGACCAGCGCCUCAGGUCUUCCGAUUCCCUCUCGAGCGUCGUCAUGCUCGAGCGCGUUAAGCACAUGACCUGGGCGUGGUUCACGUUUGUCAUGAGCACGGGGGGUAUCGCGCUGGUGUUGCACAGUACGCCGAAUCAGUUUGAUGGACUACGGGUCAUUGGCAAGAUCUUUUUCAUCUUUACCAUUAUUAUCUUUGUUGGUAUUGUUACUGGUCUUAUUGUUCGCUUCUCGACGACGGAUAGGGCUUUGAGGAAUAGUCUUCUACAUCCGACAGAGAGCCUCUUCUUUCCUUGCUCGCUUCUCAGCGUCGCCACCAUCUUGACAAACACGGCAGCCUACGGUCUUCCUGAAACCGGCUCUUGGCUAGCAACUGCUUUGAGAGUAUGUUUCUGGCUGUACACGGCUCUCUCGACUCUUUCGGCAAUCGUCCAGUUCUUUGUCUUGUUCAAAGGCGCUCACCUGCCUAUCCACUCCAUGACGCCGGGUUGGAUAUUGCCCAUCUUUCCUGCCAUGCUUACGGGCACCUUGGCUUCUGCAAUUAUGCCUUCACAAAGUCCUGAGCAUCGGAUACCAAUCUUGGUGGCUGGAGUCACAUACCAAGGCCUCGGCUGGACCGUGGCCACACUCGUCUACCCCUUGUACCUCGGCCGGUUGAUGCAGGACGGUUUGCCAGCACCAGCAAUGCGACCUGGAAUGUUCAUCGCCGUUGGACCUGCAGGUUUCACUUCUGUAGCCCUCAUCGGCAUGGCCCAAUCGAUCCCAGAAGGAUACGGAUAUUUCAAGACAUAUCCCAUGGCACCUCAAGUCCUGCAAAUCCUUGCCCUCUGGGUUUCCAUCUGGAUCUGGUGCAUAGCGUUUUGGUUCUUUUCAUUCAGCCUGCUAGCCGUCCUCUCCUCGGCCCUGCAGUGGAGGCUGAGAUAUAGCAUGACGUGGUGGGCGUUUGUGUUUCCCAACGUUGGCUUCACCCUUGCCACGGCGCGGAUCGGGGAGCAGCUGGAGAGUCCGGGGAUCAGAUGGGUUUCGACUGUCAUGACGAUUUUUCUCGUGGGUCUUUGGUUCAUGGUCUUGUAUGCGCAGGUAUCUGCCGUUAUUCGCAGAAAGAUUCUAUGGCCAGGUCGUGAUGAAGAUCGAUAG
Messenger RNA from Fusarium vanettenii 77-13-4, 1176 nucleotides. RefSeq lists its product as uncharacterized. Gene Ontology annotation, biological process: malate transmembrane transport. The transcript has a single exon. The record is from RefSeq and is a predicted model, not a curated record. Bases 1 to 1176 code for a protein of 391 amino acids. Lineage: Eukaryota; Fungi; Ascomycota; Sordariomycetes; Hypocreales; Nectriaceae. Gene Ontology annotation, molecular function: malate transmembrane transporter activity. Gene Ontology annotation, cellular component: membrane.